AGUGUUGUUUAUAUCAAAGUGAAAAAAAGAGAGAGAAAAACUCGUUUGAUAAAUACAGUUUUGCUUCACGUGACUAUCCACGCAUGCGCACUUGAACGGUUGUAACUCGAAAUAUUCAAUAAUCUGGUCCUGUGCGCUGCUUUAGAGAACCAGGACGAUCCAGUGACAGCCUGACUCAUAAGCAGCGAUGAGCUUCUUUGGUUUUGGUCAAAGUGCGGACAUCGAUAUAGUUCUGAAUGACGCCGAAACGAGGAAGAAAGCGGAGCAUAAAAGCGAAGACGGCAGGAAGGACAAAUAUUUUCUCUUCUACGAUGGGGAAACUGUGUCGGGGAAAGUCAAUGUUACGCUCAAGUACCCGGGAAAGAGGCUGGAGCACAACGGCAUCAAGAUUGAGUUUAUCGGCCAGAUAGAGCUGUACUAUGACAGAGGAAACCACCAUGAGUUUGUGUCUCUUGUGAAAGACUUGGCUCGGCCAGGGGAGCUCACACAGUCACAGACAUUUGAUUUUGAGUUCACACAUGUGGAGAAACCCUACGAGUCUUACACGGGUCAGAACGUCAAAUUACGCUACUUUCUGAGGGCGACAGUAAGCCGGAGACUGAAUGACGUCAGCAAAGAGCUGGACAUCGUGGUACACACACUCAGCUCCUACCCUGAGCUCAACUCCUCCAUCAAGAUGGAAGUGGGGAUCGAGGACUGUCUACACAUAGAGUUUGAGUACAAUAAAUCCAAGUAUCACCUUAAAGAUGUGAUUGUAGGGAAGAUUUACUUUCUGCUGGUGAGGAUUAAGAUCAAACAUAUGGAGAUUGACAUCAUCAAGCGGGAGACAACUGGCACAGGGCCAAAUGUCUACCAUGAGAACGACACCAUAGCAAAGUAUGAAAUCAUGGAUGGUGCACCAGUCAGAGGAGAGUCCAUCCCCAUCCGGCUGUUUCUAGCAGGCUAUGAGAUGACGCCAAGCAUGAGGGACAUUAACAAGAAGUUCUCUGUGCGGUACUACCUCAACCUGGUCCUCAUAGAUGAGGAGGAAAGACGCUAUUUCAAACAGCAGGAGAUCACCCUGUGGAGGAAAGGGGACAUCGUGAGGAAGAGUAUGUCUCACCAAGCGAUCAUCGCCUCCCAGCGCUUUGAAGGCUCCUCCAAUCCAGAGAAGUCCCAGACCCAGAGCAAUGAAGAGGACGACAGCUAAAGCCCAGCAUGCACCUCACCCUCGCGUAAGCACAUCCGUGAGUACUUCAGCCUUUACUUCACUUUACCCUGGCCUGCAACUUUGCUUGACAAGCGUAUGCUGUGCAACUUGGCAAAAUCUAUCACUGUGUAUCAUAUUAAAGUUUUACACAAUUUUAUAUUUCAUACUUACUGUCAGUACGGUGAAUUUUUAGUAUGCUGUUGUGUUAAAUCAACAUGUUCAGGUAACUGUUAAAAUCCAGGAUACACCUGCCCAACAUGUGGACAUGAGCCAACAAGACACUUUUAUUUCCACACUGUAUCUUGAUCUUUGGUGACAGUUUUCUUCUGGGACAUUCUUCAUUCAGUGUGUUGAUGGUGGCAGAAAUCACUGUAAGCAUCUCUAUGCACUUAAUUUACAUAAAGAGAUUGCACCAACAUGAUAUUGGUGAGGAGGGGAGUUGACUUUAAAAAAAAAAAAAAAAGACUGUCCAGGGUUAUUAAUAUUUGUUGCAUAUAACUCUCCCCUGCUAGUUUCUCAACUCGAUCCUGAUUUCAAGCUCAAUAUGUUAACGGCUCAAUCAUCAAAUCGCACCUUCGGAGUGGGAGCAGAUUUGGUAAUUGCCAGAUUUAUGGUAAACGUAUCAAAUAGUGCUUUCUGUUUACCGAGCAUUCCAGCUGCUCUCUAAUCAUUUUAUAGCUCUUGGAUCAAACAUUGUUAUUACCGCUGGAGUUUGCGCUGUAGUAAUGGGUUCAGGUUGGGUUGUCCAGAACAUGCAUGAUAUUAUAGGUUAACUCUAUAUGACACUGUACAUUUAACAUUUCUGUAGUUCUUCUAAAGUGCAGAGCAAAGGGAACACACUGUAAAGGGAUGCUUACAGAGGCAAUGGACGGGGCGCACUGACUCAAAGACAGAAAAGAAAAGAAAGACCUCGAUACAGAGACCUGAUUGUUGUCCUCUCAUGGCAAAACCAUACGAUCACCAUUGUGAUCCAUGAAGCACACAGAAGUCCAGUUUGUGACCAAACUAACUGAUGUAACUAUCAAGAUUGUUUCACAACUUCACAAGAAGAAGAUGAAGUAAAACAUGGAAACAUUCUAAUAAUCCUCUUCUUACCGUUUCUAAGUUGUAGAGUGUAUUCUGCAUUAUUUGCUGCCUAACUCCUUUAUUUUGGAAGUUGCCUCCAUUGAUACAAUGACACUUCACUGAAAUCUGUUUUAGAAAAAAGUACCAUUUAAACAAACGAACAAAAGAAACCAUCUUUGGUGUGUCUUGGUUUAGUGUGGCUGUGAUGCCAGUACUGGUGCAGACACACAGUAGCUGAACUAACCCCGUUUGUGAUAGAGAGUAAAUCGAGAUUGAAAUAGAAAAGAAUUAUGAAAUGUACAGUGUAAAUGCACAAUGUAAAUGCAAUCCUCCUGCUCUUUGGUUUAUUUUCUUCAUAUUGUAUCUCCCUGACUAUAAAUGUUUAUCAUUUGAUCAUUUUAUAUUACUGUUUUACUUUGAAUUAAAUGGGAGUAACUGAAA
Molecule: messenger RNA, 2695 nt
Organism: Cottoperca gobio
Lineage: Eukaryota; Metazoa; Chordata; Actinopteri; Perciformes; Bovichtidae
Gene: vps26bl
Product: vacuolar protein sorting 26 homolog B, like
Exons: 7
Coding region: 188-1189 (333 amino acids)
Biological process (GO): intracellular protein transport
Source: RefSeq, a predicted model, not a curated record